This is a messenger RNA of Pelobates cultripes (western spadefoot toad), 342 nucleotides long. The record is from the annotation of a GenBank genome assembly. NCBI's taxonomy places the organism in Eukaryota, Metazoa, Chordata, Amphibia, Anura, Pelobatidae.
AUGCAUGAAGAAACAGUUAAGAAAAAUGAAAAGGCAUUCAACAAGGCGUACAACUCUUGGAAGGAGCUAGCAAAAGAAAUUAGGAUGAAGCUAAAGAAUUUCUGCUCUACUGAAGACCUUGAUACAAAACUGAAGGAGAUUAAAGCCAAAGAAGCGUUAGUACACCAACAGUAUGAGUCCAUUUGCCGCAAUCAUUCCACUACCCAAUACGUUGUUAAGAGAAUGGAUGCAUGCACCGCCUUAACAGCUGAAAUCUGCGACCUCACCAGCAAACGGCUAGAGAAUGUAGACGGAAUCUUUGAUGAUCAACAUGAGAAGGAAAGAGUGAGGAUGUCAACAUGA